AUGUGGCAGAUUCAGCUCAACAUUUAUCCGAAUACUCAUGUUGAAUUACCGAAAUGGAUCAAAAGAGGAACCAACAGACAACAGACUGUGCCAUUUUGUCCAUGGGGAGGAGAAAUAGAUGGAUUAACCUUGGAUAACACUUGUACUGUCGAUAACCAUUUGUAUAUGAUAUAUCUCAUACUGAUAGAUGAACAAUUUAAAGCUGUCAAAGAAUGGUUACAUUCACAAUGUAAAGAAAAUCCAGUCGCUUCUGUAUUGCUACGUGUAUCAAAACUAUUUGAAAAGACGAAAUGGGCGGAAGGGAAGUUGAUUUCGAUAAGAGAAACGAAUCCUGAAGCCAUAGAUUCUGAAAUGGGUAAUGUGAACCUGUUUGGCAGCGAAUAUGAUUUUUUCGUUGGACAUUACAGUACUCUUCAGCAGAGUGUCACGGAGAGUGUUUGUAGUAAUGAUAACUGCCCGGAAAGAGGGAUUGAGCGGAAAUAUACAGAAAUAGUACUGCAUGACUCCGACACGAGAACCAUUCAGGGAGCAAUAGAUGAAUGGCAGAACAACAAUAUGGAUAUGGUCAGGUGUAGAAAGAAAGACCCCGUUUCCAAAAGGUCCUGCAAAGGGUACCGAAAUUGGACAAGAAUGCGAUUCACCAACAGUAACAUUCCCAAGUUAGUUAUAGCUAAUAUAGAGAACAUCAUAGACGAAGUUAGUGUUGGAGAAGAAGUUGUCAUAAACGAUACCAGGUACAGUGUGUAUGCUAUAACGUUUGGAAAUGGGUCACAUUUUAUAGCCGUAUUCAACAAAAAAUGGAUCCCAGCAGAUUGGUUACAGAAGUUCAAAUUUAUCGGUACCCAUCCAGUUGUACAAGAGUAUAACCAGUCAAGCAACCUUCCACACAAUGAUACAAAACAACUCAAAGUUUUCGACAUAAAAUGGGCCAGGCAGCAGACACCUUCAACUUCCUGUUCCGACGACCUUCCGAUCGCGAUAGAAUACCCAGUGUUUCAAAUGCUCAAAACUGGUCCAGAGGCAUUCCUGCUCUCCUGGCAAGGAACCGGAAAUGAUUGUUCGAGUUGUCAGGUCGCAAAAACGCUUGUGCAAGACCUUGUUAAAAGAGACUUUUUGCAAGAAGAGAGAAUGCGUUACAUGAAACUGAAAAUGAAUGCAAUGUCGGAACUAAAAUCAAAAUUUGAGGAGAACGACAGAGUUAGAUGUGUUGGUUUACUGGACUUGGCGCUCAGUCAAGUUCAAGAUGAUAACAAGUCUCUACGAAAACGUGUAGAAAACCUAGAGGGACUGCUGUUCGAGGCUCGAUCCCGGCUCAGGGAAAAAUCACAAACCGGAAGUAUUGUGACGAAAGUAUCAGACGACAGAUACGGAACUUGGAUUGUCAAAGAUCCAAAACGCAUAGCACGCAUAAAGAAAAUUGUAGGCAGACAGAGUAGGACGAUACAUUUGUUACAUAUGUGUAACGAAACCAAACAGGUACAGCUCAAUGGGCUACAGGAAGAGAACAAACGAUUGAGAAAACUUGUCCAGAAUGCCUUUAAAACCAGUGACAAAUUCCGGGAACUUUCAGAAGAGUUGAAUCGCCGAAUCAAGAGCGUACUGGCAGAAAGAGCCAAAGAUCACACUAACGAAUGGAGGCAGUUUCUCCGUAACGUACAUGAAACAACAACACAGACGCCGACUGAGCAGAAAGAGGACAGAGGGACAUCACCAGAGAAUGUAAGCCCCAGUAGCACUAGCUGUAGCAAGGCAGGAAGUAGUAGUGAGCUUCGAACACCAGAGAGACAUCAACUGAGAAACAAGCAGAUAUCUAAGGUCCUCCGUACCGAGAAGCAGCAACGAUCAAAACUACACAAAGAACGAUAUCAAGCAGAGCAGUGCCCUACUUGUGGUCUCAAGUUUUCUAAAAAGACUGACCGUCGGGUCAUCGAGGAGCACAUUGUCUUUCAUGACAAAAUGAAAUGUUAAACGAUGCUCUGAAUACCUUUCCAAUCUCAUUAAUGGCCCCACCCUCGCAAAUGUGACAAAAUGGACAAGAACUUUAGACACUACUGGCCGUAAGCGGAAACCAUUGUUUUUCGUCUUGAAACCGUUUAAUAACAGUAGCUCACUAUUUUGACAGUUUUAUAUUUUAGUUCCUUUUUUCUUUUGGAAAAGUAUACGGACACGUUAAACCAGCUUGUUUCUACUUUCUUCUUGUAAGAAACCAUUUACAAAUUCACUUUUUGUUACCUUUCUUUCAUUUCUGAAUGCUUUCUUUCCUUUCUGCAAUUUUAAAACUUAUCCGAAACAAGUUCUACAUUCCUUCAGAUUUUUGUAUAAUAUUCAGAAAGAUUCACAUUAUCACUCUGUAUGUAUCAACCCCACCAAUAAAAUUCUUUAAAAUAUA
Molecule: messenger RNA, 2389 nt
Organism: Mercenaria mercenaria
Lineage: Eukaryota; Metazoa; Mollusca; Bivalvia; Venerida; Veneridae
Exons: 10
Coding region: 1-1968 (655 amino acids)
Source: RefSeq, a predicted model, not a curated record